GAAAGACAAACAGCGCAGGGCACAAAAGCUGAUAUUCUUUAUUUUUUUCAUCUAAAGGCACAACUAACGAAGACUGGAAGGUGACUGUCAGGGGAAGAGGCAUCUCCUCAGAUCUUUCAUUUUUUCUUUGGUCUCUCACACCGAUCACAGAGUCAGAUGAGAUGAUGACCAGUGGCUACAUCUCUCUUGUUUUUCUCCUCGCCUUCGCCACUCUUGUAUUGGCAGGACCUCUGCCACCUCCUCAGGAUGCUGAUCCUAACAGUACCGACGUACGAGACUCGGCCGCUUUCGCAGUCGAGUCCUUUAAUUACUUUUCCAAAGAGGAAAACCUGUACAAAAUCGUGAAGAUAGUAAAGGUCCAAGAAGAGAUUGUUGGAGGAGCAAAGUAUAUGAUGGAGGUGAAUCUUGGACUGACGAGAUGUCUGAAAGAAGAAGACAGAAAUGUUGAGUCCUGCCCUCUAAUGGCUGAUCAGCCCAAGAUGUUGCAGUGCAACUUUGUCGUCUUGACGGUACCAUGGAGAAAUGAAAGAAGGCUUCUUCAGAGCUCAUGCAUGCCAAAGAAUUAACUGGCAGUCUUCAGCCUGUGACCGAAAUAAGUGCAGUGUGUAAGACUGGCAUAUAUACAUGCGACACAUAUUCAUUUGUCCAUAUAAUAAAUUACAAUUUCACUUUA
Molecule: messenger RNA, 673 nt
Organism: Polypterus senegalus (gray bichir)
Lineage: Eukaryota; Metazoa; Chordata; Cladistia; Polypteriformes; Polypteridae
Product: cystatin-like
Exons: 3
Coding region: 162-566 (134 amino acids)
Molecular function (GO): cysteine-type endopeptidase inhibitor activity
Source: RefSeq, a predicted model, not a curated record